Messenger RNA from Myripristis murdjan (pinecone soldierfish), 7970 nucleotides. RefSeq names its product hydrocephalus-inducing protein homolog. Gene Ontology annotation, biological process: cilium movement; axonemal central apparatus assembly. The transcript has 44 exons. Bases 1 to 7542 code for a protein of 2513 amino acids. Gene Ontology annotation, cellular component: axoneme. The record is from RefSeq and is a predicted model, not a curated record. Lineage: Eukaryota; Metazoa; Chordata; Actinopteri; Holocentriformes; Holocentridae.
AUGACUACAGCUACAAUUUUGAAUCCAGUGGUCUUAUCCAUCAUCACCCUGCAUUCACAGGCUCACUGUCAACAGUUGCCAGCAGUUGGCAAGAGGACCAAGAAAGAAUGGGAGAAAAAGAGGCUUGAAAAAGAGAAACAGAAGGCAGAUUUGGCUGAUGCCACCAUCCCUCACAUUGUACUGAGCAAAACAGAGGGAGACUAUGGUAGUGCCACAGAGCUGCUGAAAGGUAGUACCCUGCCUUCACAGGAAGAGGUGUUGGUUGGCUUGGGGUUGGGUGCUAGUGGCCUGCCCAUCCCCCCUCCAGUCAUCUUCUCUGUGGUUCCUUUUCCCAAGAUGAGGGUGGCGCUAAGUGAUCAGCUGACCUGCGACUGUUUCACUUUCCUAGUCCCUUCAGGCCCAGAGGAGGACAUGGUAGCCACCUCUGCUAAAGGUUGCCGCAUGAAGGAGGAUGCAGUGAUACAGGACAAGGAAGAGAAGGGUAGAGAGAGUCAGAGGAGCAAGAGACAAACCUCAACUAAGAGAGAAGAGAAGGGCUCAGGCCAUUCCUGCUCAACCAGUCUCUCUCACCGGAGUGAACAAGGUGGCACACAACAUGAGUGCAGCCAAAGGCUUACAACGUACCGCUGGUUGGUACCAGCCAAUGGCGAGGUGGUUCUGAGGAUUGGGUUCCACCCAGGCUCCUCUGGGAUGUUCAGCCAGACGUUCAGCUUUGAAGUGCUGGGCACCCAGAAGUGCUAUCAGCUCCUCUGUAGAGGAAUCUGCACCUACCCCUCCAUCUGCAAAGACUACAUGACUCUCUUUGCCCUGGCUAAAAAAGUGCCCCAAGUGGAAGAAGGGCUGCAGAAGACUUAUGUGGUCAAUCCUGGUUACUUUGAAUUUGGACCCCUACUCUGUGGCAAGAGCAGAGACAGAUACAAGGAGAAGUACCCAGAAAACACAGAGAGGAUGGUGAUCCACAACAACUCUGCUCUGGAUGUAGAGGUUCAGUUCUAUUUCCAGCACGAUACCAAAGCUGACACAUAUAUAUUGGAUCCCCCAACCAUGACCCUCAAACCUGAUCAGAAACAGGAGUUGACAGUGUGGGCCUAUCCCACCAGCCAGGGCCAAAUUGAGGACAGUGUAAUGUGCUGUAUCAAGGACAAUCCAGAGCCGGUCAUUAUCCACCUCUCCUGCUGGGGAGUUCGACCAGAGGUGGAGCUGGACUGCAAACAGCUACACUUUGAUAGGUGUUUGCUGCACAGACAGAACAGUCGUAGUGUAAUGCUACAUAACAAGACAGCUCUCCCAGCAUCCUGGAGAUUGAAGGGUGUGAAGGAGCUGGGAGAGGCGUUCAGUGUGCCCCAGGAUCAGGGCAUCAUCCUACCAAAAUCCUCUUUCCCUCUGUAUUUUCAUUUCAAGCCCACAAAGCCCAUGAACAUCAAAAAGACCAUUCGUCUGGAGAUGUCCGAUGUGGGGAACAUCCUAGGCAAUGUGCACACUAAGAACUUAGAGAUCACCUGUGAAGCCUACGACAUAGCUGUGCAGAUAACCUGUCCUGAUGAUAGAUGUAUGGAUUUUGGAACCAUCAAAGUCUUUGACAAGGGCGAACUGUGUUUCAACUUGAAGAACAACGGAAAAUACAAAAUGGCUUACAAGUUUACCCUGGAGCAGACAGACUCAUCCCAGCCAAACCUUGCAUCCAUUUUCACUGUUUCCCCCCAGUGUGGUACUCUGCUGCCUGAACAUGAGCCUACAGCAGUGCAGCUUCUUAUCAAAACCAAGAAGGAGGUCUUACUGAGAGAGCAGCCUAUCCUUCUCUGUCAGAUUAUUGAACCUCGCAUAGGAGAUGUAGGAGAAACCGUAGGCAUCAUUCCCAUCAAAGUUUCUGUCCAGUCUGUCUUCUCAAGGUACAAAAUCACUCCUGCAAGCAGCCUUGACUUCACUCCACUGGUUUAUGGCUGUAGGAAGACCCAGAGCUUUACCAUUGAAAACACUGGAGUUUUUCAGACCACCUUUACCAUCAGCAACAUGGUCAGGGUCACCCUGCCUACCCCACCUGCAAGGCCAGGCUGUAUCAUCUCCGUCAUCUUCUUCUGCAUCAACACACCGUGCAUUAUGUUCUGCUCUCACAGCCUCCUUAAGGGAAUCUUCAUUGGGCAGAUCUCCUUCUGUGCCUUCUUCCAGACACAUCUCAUCAUGGGUGUGUUCACAGUGUCUCCCAGCUCAGGGACCCUGCUGCCAGGGUCUCAGCAGGUGGUGACUGUGGACUGCAGGGCUGAACAUCUGGGCAAAUGGAAUGAGUGUUUGGUCAUUGACAUCAGUGACCGUGACCCCUCAGACCAGCCAGGGGGCAUAUCUUACAGGCUGACGGCUGAAGUCUGUGCACCAGGAAUAAGUUUAGACUUAAGUUCCAUCUUUGAGGAGCACCACUUCUGCCGCAGCAGUAGCAUCCUCUCCUCUGAACAGUUUUGCAAUGCUGAGGGCAUUUACAUCCUAAAUGAAAACAAAUUUAUUUUCCAAAAAGUCCUAGUGGGGUGCACGGCCCAAGCACGCUUCAAACUCACCAACAACAGCAAGGUGCCCUGUCUGCUCAGCCUGGCCAUUAAAUCUGUUGGCAGUGAGAAUAUGCAGCUCUACCAAGCUGCGUUUGAGGCCACACUGGAGGGGGCUACCAGUGUGACACCCACUUUCACGAAGAAGGUGCUAGGGUUUGACCUGGUGGGUGAAGGCAACCUGCCCAGUGUGUGUGUGGUGCAUCCAGCCCUGACAAAUGAAAGAGGAAACCCCAUGCUGCAGUUCAGACGGGUGCUGGUAGGAUGCAAGCACACCUUGCCGUUGGUGCUGAGAAACAAUGGAAAUGUACCAGCUCAGGUUCAGAUUGACAUGCUGGAUAAACAAGGAGUGUUCACUGUGAAAGCUGCGCCCAGCAACACUUGCAGCUCCAUCCACUGCACUCAGUUAGAGGGCACCACUUACACAGAGCACCCAUUGGCCCACAAGGCCAUUGUGCAUCUCAAGGUCAGGGAGCAGGUGGAGUUUCACAUCAGCUUCUGCUCCAACCAGCCUUUGAGUGCCAAAGCCAACAUGACUCUGCAGGUGGAGAACAACCAGUACAACAUCAUUAUCAUACGACUGGCUGGAGAGGCUUACCAGGACAUUGUCUCUCUUGACAACAUCAGCAGGCCUCUGCGGGACAGUGAUAAAGAGGAUGAUGUGCAUGGUGACUAUGAUGUGCUGGAUUUUGGUGACUGCCAUGUAGACUAUCCCCAUCAGGAGUGUUUCACCAUGACCAACCACAGCAGCAGCCAGGUGCUGAGGUUUGAGUGGCCCCCUGCCGGAUCCCAUGUCUCCUUUUCUCCACGGGUAGGACACCUUCAUGCCGGCUGCUUUAAAGAAGUGACCGUUACUUUCUUCUCCAAUCAACCGGUGACACUGACGAGCCAGCCAAUCAGGUGUAAGCUUUGUCAGGUGGAGUUCCAGCAGCCGCUUGAGCAGGUUGCCGACUGGGAUGACCGACAGCGGACGGUAAUAAAGACGGAUCCUGAGCCCUGUUGCUCUGUGGUUGAGGGCUCACAGAGGGAGCUGCAAUUGCGAAUCAGCGCAGUUUGUGACUACGCCACGUUGAGCUGCAGCACUGACUCUAUCUGUUUGAAAGACACCAUGCUUUACCAGACCAGGAACUACCAAUUGCAGAUGGUGAAUGAGGGUGCUGUGAAGCUGGAUUAUGCCUGGGAAGUCCUUAUGGAUUCAAACAGCAACAGCAUCAGCCAUGUCCAAGGAGAUGUGAGCCCCAGGUCUCGUCCUGGGAGCGCGUCAGCAGGAGCAGUGACUGAAGCCCGACCCAGCAGCGCUUUGGCCAGUGUGAUGUCUGUACUGAUGGGCAACCUUGAGCUCCCGCCCUUCAGUGUGGAGCCCAACAUAGGAGCCGUGGCGCCUGGUGCAAUGCAGACCUUCAACAUUCGCUUUUCUCCUUUGGAAGUGGCCAGGUUCCAAGGCAGGCUCAUCUGCAGAAUCCCUAACUUGCAGGACAAGGGUCAGGCUCCCUGUGUGUCAGUGUGUGGCCGCAGCCUGCUGCCCCACUGCCACUUUGACCUGGAGGACUCAGACUACAUCACUGGGAACCGCCGCAGCCCUGACAGGGGUCCCUUAGACCCUAACACCAGGGUCAUCGAGUUCAACUCUGUUGGCUUGUCUGCAGCAACAACCAGAUGUUUCAGUGUGAUGAACCCCACCAAUACACAGUACUCAUUUCAGUGGAGGUGCGAAGACUUAGACCAUAGCCCAUUCCGCUGCCUCACCUCAUGCGGUACCAUCCUGCCUGGGAAAAAAGUGGAGGUGUGUGUGGAGUAUGUAGCAGAGAAACUGGGUGUGGUGGAGUCUUUUUGGAGCUUCAGGAUUGAGGCGCUGUCACUCUCUGUUCCUUUCCUGUGGGUGGGAAACUGCAGGGAACCGCUGAUCUACCUGACCAGUGUUUACCUCAGGUUUGGUGACCUGUUUGUUGGUCAAACAGUGGAGCAGACCGUUCAUCUAGUGAAUGAAGAGGAGGAGCCCUUCCACUUCUCUGUCUUGCAGUCGUCUCGCCACUGUGGAAACCAGCAGUACGGCCUGAGACUGCAGCCGUUCUCUGGCACAGUGGCACCCAAAGACAGGUUGCCGCUGUCAUUGUCAGUCACACCUUGUCAGGAGGGCUGUGUGAGCUUCAAGUUGUUGCUGAAGGUGAAAGGGAAGUCAGAACCACUCACUCUGCAUGUUAAGGCUGAUGUUUAUGGCAUGAACAUGUGUAUUCACUUGGAGAAGGAAGAUGGAGGCCUCAGAGAAAUAAGUCCCAACCAGCUAAACACACUGGAUUUUGGAAAGGUAGUCCUUUCUGAGCAAUCCAUCUUUACACUCCUGGUGUCCAACAUGGGGAGGUUCAACGUGGAAGUAACCUUUGACCUGGCUGGUCCUCGUGCAGUGCUGCAACACUUAAAGGCAAAGCCACAGACUGCCACUGUUGAGGCUGACAAGCAGCACCGCUGGUCACUCGUCUUCUGCCCCCGGAGCACCUGCAGCCUGCGCUAUAUCUGCCUGACUAUGAGGGUAAAGCAUGGGCCAACAUUUAACUUUGCCAUUAAAGGCAGGUCUGUAGCACCAGGCCUUCAGUUCUCCUUCACUAAACACGACUUUGGCAAGUGCUUCAUACACAGCCCUGGCAUGGAGCCUGCCUCAGAAACACUGGUGAUCAGCAAUAAAGGAAAAACAUGCAUCAGUGUCCAGUGCCUGUUCAGGAACACCUCCCAUUUGAAGGUGGGCUUACAGGAAGAAAGCCUGUUUCCUGGUGGUGUGAUGAAAGUACCGGUCACCUUCUAUCCUCUCAAGGCAUGCCAUUACCAUGAAAAGCUCACCUUCAUCUUAAACAGUUGUGCUGAGCAAGUGGUGGAAAUAUUGGGACAAGGCAUCAAGAUGAAGCUUGAAGUGGAGGAGCCCCGCCAGAGGAAGGUGAAACUAGGGGCUCUGCUGUUGGGUCAGAAAGUGAAGAAGCAGGUGGUUCUGGUCAACAACAGCCUCUCAGACCUCACUUUCAUCCUGCUGCUCAACUCACAUCUGGACCCCCGCGAGCUGUCAUUUAGUCCAGCAAGUGAGCUAACCCUGAAAGCCAGCGGUGGUCGGUGUGUUGUUGACAUCCUGUUCGCACCCCAUCAGUGCAUGUCUCCCUUCACAGCCGAGCUAGAGGCAAAGUGUGUGGGCCUGCAGAUCCCCCUGCUGACCAUCCAAGGAUGCUGUCAGGGUGUGGAGGUACAGCUGGACCCAGUCUACCUGGCCUUUGGGGCUGUAGUCUGUGGCUGUCAGGCCAAAAAAAGGAUUGUCAUGAUGAACACUGGAGACAUUGGUGCCAAGUUCCAAUGGGAAGUAGAAUGUUUUCCUCCCGAGGUGUCCAUCGUGCCUGCCAAGGGCUAUAUCUCUCCAGGCAUGGAGGUUCCUUUUGAUGUGACCUUUUAUCCUAUGGAGUUGAGCAAUAACAAAAGAUACGAGAACCUGGCUUGCUUUGUCGAGGGCUCCUCCACACCUGUCUCCCUUACUCUGACAGGCUCCUGUAUCGGCCCCUCCUCUACAAAAGAGGUGGUGAUAUUUGUUUGUCCAGUACGUGACUCUCAUGUCCAGACCCUGACUGUGUCCAACCCCACAAACCAGUGUUUGAGCCUCAAACCUGUCAUUGAAGGCGAGCAGUGGAGCGCUCCGCCCUAUUUGAUUCUCGAACCCCACCAAAGCAAGACCUAUGAGGUCACCUACCAACCACUGACCAUGGCUCCUAAGGGCAAGGAACACCUGGGAUCAGUGUUUUUAUCCUUCCCUGAUGGCAGAGGCAUGCUAUACUCUCUGCAGGGAGUUGCUGAGCCUCCCAAGGCGGAGGCCACUAUUACCCAUGAACUGCCUGCCAAGACUCACCACACUGAGUUGCUCCCUGUGCAAAACUGGCUCAAUAAGCCACAAAGGUUUCGUGUGGAGAUAGAUGUCCUGAAACCCAAGAGGACAGAUGCUACAGUGUCCCUAAAGGGUCAACAUUACUUCGAUGUUCCUGCUCUGGCCAAAAGAGACUAUAAGAUGUCCUUCUUCACAUACAGGGAGGGAGUGUUCAACACCAAGGUGACGUUCCAUAAUGAGGCGUCUGGUGAAUACUUGUUCUACCAUGUUAACUUCAAUGUCACGUCUCCUGGGGUGCUGUCCACCAUGCAGCUGGAGACGACUGUCCGCCACACAGCCUCUGCCAGUAUGGUGGUAGAGAACCCCCUGACCACGGCUACCUCCCUCACCACUGAUUCUCAGUGCCCCGACAUCAGUGUCCCGCCCCAUUACACUAUGCCAGCACAGUGCAAGAGCACUCUAAGAUUUGACUUCCGGCCCCUGCAUGCAGGCGAGUCCACAGCCAGGCUGACUCUACACAAUAAUGAGCUGGGCUACUUCCACUAUGAGCUGCUCCUCAGAGCCCUGCCCCCACCGCCAGAGAAGGCCAUCCACUUCAUCACUCCUCUGGGCAGUUGCCACUCUGCGCUCGCCAAGUUUAUCAACUAUUCCCAUGUCACGGCUAUAUACUCCUGCAAGACGGACUGCCCAGACUUCAUAGUGGACAAGAGCUUUAGUGCUUCGCCGGGGUUCCACGAAGGCUCAGAGGCCGGUGUGGAGAUUUACUUUGAACCCCACCAGCUGGGGGAGGUUAGGGGCCAGCUCACCCUGUCCUCAGCUGUUGGUGGUGAGUACAUCUUCCCCCUCCAUGGGACCUGCCUCCCUUCAAAAGCCCAGGGCCCCUUCACCAUCAGGUCUGGCUCCAACAUCUCUAUCCCCCUCAAGAAUGUCUUCCUGCAAGCUAUGGCCUUCUCCUUCCAGGUGGACAACCCAUGCUUCACAGUGAAAGGGCCGAACAUUAUCCCUUCCAAAAAGACCCACAGCAUACUGGUGAAUUUUGAGGCCCCGCCAGGCUCUUUGGGGCCCUGCUUUGGCAAGCUGACCGUCUCCAUCUCCAGUUCAGAUGCCUGCACCAAGCCCUGCUCCUGGGUGUACUACCUGAGGGGUUCCUGUCCCUGAGACACUCCCAAAGUCGAUGCACAUAGAAGACCAUACAUGCACAGACGCUUUAGGCAAGAUUCAAACUAAACUUUUAUGUGAGAUUUUAGAGAUUGAUAGUUUGGUAUAACAGAAUAGAAUAGAAGCCUUUAUUGUCAUUGUGUACAUACAAUGAAAUUGCAGGUGCCCUUCACAGUACCGUUUACGAUCAGACAUGGACAAUUGACCAAUACAAAUGAACAAACAACAUGAAGAGACAAAUAACGACAGAGAAGAGACAAUACUGAGGUAGAGGCAAUAAUGAGGUAAGGAGAAAAAAAAUAUAAAAAAUAUAUAAAAAACAUAAAAUGAAGUGGUGUAACAGUGCAAUUAAAGUGGUGUAACAGUGCAAGUUAGGCUACAGCAGGCUAUAGAGUCAUAGUGUAUGUGUGUUAAGAGAUUGUAUGGCC